Messenger RNA from Pseudomyrmex gracilis, 3480 nucleotides. RefSeq lists its product as uncharacterized. Gene Ontology annotation, molecular function: nucleic acid binding; zinc ion binding. Bases 1 to 3480 code for a protein of 1159 amino acids. Gene Ontology annotation, biological process: DNA integration. Lineage: Eukaryota; Metazoa; Arthropoda; Insecta; Hymenoptera; Formicidae. The record is from RefSeq and is a predicted model, not a curated record. The transcript has a single exon.
AUGAAGUUGAAUGGCGCGGACGCAACUUCCGCAGGUAUAGAGUACCUGAAAGCUGGUAAGAAACCACCCGCUAAAGGUGCUACGGGUAAACACGUCAAACAACAGUCUAGCAAAUCUAGUAGUAAGGCGACAAACGCGCGUUCUAAAUCAGAUGUAAAAACUGUAAAAUGUUUUAGGUGCGGUAAACAACACCUAGCUUCCAAAUGUACGCUCAGUCGUGAUGUGCGUUGUCAUGGCUGCGGGAAGUUAGGACAUUUGCGUGCGGUAUGCUUCGGAAACAGCUCCUCUGCAAACCAGUUGCAAGAACUUCUACAAUUAGAACACAUACACGCUCGUGAUAAAUUCAUGAUUACUCUCGAGGUAAAUGGAAAGUAUGUAGAAUUUGAAGUGGACAGUGGAGCAGCUGUUACGGUAAUGAGUAAGUGCAGGGCCGCUACUCUCUUUCCCGGUGUGCCCGUUUACCAUACAGAUCUAAAGUUAAUCUCAUAUUGCAAUCGUACCUUGCGGAGCGUAGGAUAUGUUUCGGUGAAUGUAAAAUUCAAAUCUGUAAGCAAGAAAUUAAACGUGUAUUUAGUAACUGGCAGUAAGAAACCACUACUCGGCAGAGAGUGGAUACGACAAUUGUCAAUUGAAUCUGAUUUCUGGCAUUGCAAGGCUUCAAUAAAUCGAGUAGAAAGCCAAGAAAAUAAGUUACAAUCGGUAUUGCAAAGAUUUCAAACAGUAUGCUCUACUGAACCAGCGGCUAUCAAAGGCGUUCAAGCGAAUUUAACAUUAAAGCCAAAUGCCACGCCGGUAUUCGUAAGAGCUCGACCUGUACCAUUCAAAUUGUUGCCGCUAGUAGAGCAAGAGUUAGACAGAUUAGAGUCCGCUGGUAUUCUUGAAAAAGUGGCUACGUCCAAAUGGGCGACCCCUAUAGUCCCAAUUCUGAAACGCGAUGGGAGCGUCCGCAUCUGUGGCGAUUACAAAGUCACGGUAAACCCGCAGUUAAUUGUUGAUGAUCACCCCCUCCCCACCACGGACGAACUAUUUGCAAAACUUGCGCGUGGAACUAAGUUUUCNAAAAUUGACUUAAAACAAGCGUACUUACAAUUAGAAAUUGUUCCGGAGGAUCGUGAAAUACUGACUUUAAGUACUUGCAAAGGCUUAUAUAAAGUAAAUAGGUUAAUGUAUGGAAUAGCUUCCGGGCCUACAAUAUGGCAGCGAGAAAUAGAAAAUAUUCUUAGAGGCAUCAAAGGAGUCGCGAUCUUUAUAGAUGACAUUAUCAUUACGGGUGAAUCAAAUGAUAUACACUUGCAACGCCUAGAAGAGGUGUUACNACGAUUACAUAAGUAUAAUAUUAGACUAAAUUUGGAAAAGUCCAGUUUCUUUUUGGACGAGGUUAGUUAUUGCGGUUAUAUUUUAAGUAAAGAUGGAAUUCGCAAAGAACAACAUAAGAUGGAAGCAAUAAAGAGUAUGCCCCGUCCUACAAAUGUAUCCGAAGUUAGAGCUUUCACGGGAAUGGUAAAUUAUUAUGGUAGGUUUAUAUCACAUCUAAGCACUAUCUUGCACCCACUAAAUAAAUUGUUGCGCAAGAAUGUUCCAUUUCGUUGGACAGCAGAGUGCGAGAAAGCUUUCAAAAGGGCGAAAGACGCUUUCGUAAGCGACAAUNUGCUGGUACAUUUCAAUUCAAAAUUGCCUCUGAGCUUAGCUACAGAUGCCAGCUCAUACGGAGUUGGUGCUAUCCUAUCUCAUAAGUAUCCGGAUGGAUCGGAGAAGGUGAUACAGUAUGCUUCGCAGGCGUUCUCGAAAACGCAAUCAAAGUACUCCCAAAUCGAUAAAGAAGCCUACGCCAUUAUUUUUGGAGUAAAGAAGUUCUUUCAAUUUUUGUACGGAAAUAAAUUCACGUUGAUUACGGAUCAUCGUCCGCUAGUACAAAUCUUUUCGCCUGUAAAAAGUUUGCCAAUCUACUCUGCUAUGCGUAUGCAGCAUUACGCUAUUUUUCUUCAAGGAUUCAAUUACGACAUUCAAUAUAGACGAUCGGAGAAUCAUUCUAACGUAGACUGUUUGUCCCGAUUACCGAUUCGUCAGCACGAGUCUUCAACCGAUUUGAUCGACAUUUUUCAAUUAGAGCAUAUUAGUACACUUCCGGUAACGGCUGAUAAAAUUGCCGAGGAAACAAAAAAAGAUAAAGAACUGUCUGAGUUACUACAGGCAUUGCAGACCGGAAAACAGAUUCAAAAAUCGAAACGAUAUCAGUUAGAUCAGAUAGAAUUAAGUUUACAAAAUGGCGUGAUCAUGCGCGGUCCUAAGGCCGUUAUUCCAAAAACGUUGCGUGCUCAAUUACUCGAUGAACUGCAUUCUGGGCAUUUCGGAGUGGUAAAAAUGAAAAAUUUAGCUCGGCAGUAUUGUUGGUGGCCGGGGAUUGAUAGCGAUAUAGAAAAUUUAGCAAAAAACUGCGCAGACUGCAGAAUGCAUAUGAACAAUCCNCCGAAAGUAGCUGUGCAUCAUUGGCAACCACCUACCGCCCCUAUGCAGCGUGUGCAUAUAAACUUUGCAGGACCAUUCCUGGGGAAAAUGUUCCUUGUUUUUGUUGAUGCAUACUCNAAAUGGCCGGAAGUGCACGUUAUGACCAAUAUCACUGCUGGAAACACAAUUACAAAGUGCAGACAAAUAUUUGCGUCAUAUGGUUUACCACAAACUAUUGUUACGGAUAAUGGUAGAACNUUUACGUCUGCAGAAUUUGAAGAAUUUGUACAAUCGAAUGGUAUUGUACAUAGGUUCACCGCGCCGUACAAUCCUGCCACGAAUGGCCAGGUAGAACGUUUUGUACAAACGUUUAAGCAAGCAUUGAAACGUGCUCANUGCAAUAAGUCAGAUUUAGAUUCUGCGAUAAGUAGAGCGUUACUGCAAUAUAGAAUUAUGCCGCAUGCUACCACAAAUAAAUCUCCAGCGGAAAUGUUUCUAGGUAGGAAAUUGCGUACGCGUUUAGACCUUAUCAUACCUUCCGAACGGGAAAAGAAUGUACCAAGUUGUGUACAAAUAUCUUCAAAGUCUUUUUUACGCGGAGAAAGAGUGGCAUGCAGAAAUUAUACCCAAAAUGUUAAGUGGAAAUUCGGUANAGUUACUACUAGAGUAGGAAAGCUACACUAUAACGUCCUAUUGGAUGAUGGACGUUCUUGGAUUAGACAUACAAAUCAAAUGCGUCGUAUCGGUCAGAAUACUCCUGAAGUAAGAGAUUGUAUGAGGAACACGGACUAUUGGGAAACUGAGGUUGAUGGGGAGUCAAACAAAGACGAUAAGGCGCCGGAUGAACCUGUCUCUCAACCUCGACCACAGUCUCCACAACCGGAGGUAGGCGAGCCAGCGCACGUGCAAGAUGAUGUACCGGUUGGCUCACCUGCCCAAGAUGAUGGGAAUCGGCCGCGACAGCAGCCCGUGCCCAGGNGUUCCACGCGAGUCAGGAAACGCCUCGAGUUUGCGUCCAAAUAUAGCUUUAAGUAA